Molecule: messenger RNA, 656 nt
Organism: Salvelinus namaycush (lake trout)
Lineage: Eukaryota; Metazoa; Chordata; Actinopteri; Salmoniformes; Salmonidae
Product: AP-5 complex subunit zeta-1-like
Exons: 3
Coding region: 112-495 (127 amino acids)
Cellular component (GO): AP-5 adaptor complex
Source: RefSeq, a predicted model, not a curated record
CGGGGCACUGGGCAGACCCGCUGACAACGCGGAACUAGUAGAGGAUUCACGUGAUUGUCAGUCGGACAUGUUUCCCCAGCGGACAAUUUACAACUCGUCUGGACGGCUACGAUGUAUUCAGCAGGAACAGAGAGUUUGAUCAAACAAGCCAGGGAGAUCGGGGAGGAGGAGCUACAGAAGUUCUACAGCAGGAUCACCAAGCAGCUGACGGGUAAAGAACACGGCCAUGAUGUCAUCGACUCACUCCAGAGACUGCACCUGAUCAUGGCCUCCACCAAGUACACUAGGAGGCUGCCAGUGGAGCUGCAUCGACGUCUCCUGUCGCUUUGUGUGUCUUCCUCUGUGGAGCAGCUGACUGUGUUGACCUCAGCAGUCCUCAGAGAAACACUGCCCCCCUCUGGUCCGGGGCAGAUCUACACCCUAAAUGACUACAGCCCUUUAACCAGUCACACUGCUGCCGUAGCGCUGUCACAGGUACACAUCCGUACUGAAUAGGCUAGUGCCGAGUAACCCCCCAAACAUGUUGAUACCCCUACCCGAGGUAUAGCAAAGCCCAACCACAUCGUUCCAUAUCUCUUAACAUCUCUCAUAUAUGAAAUGGAUGAUUGUGUCAAAAUAUGUUACUGUAAAGGUGGUUAAAUUGAUAGAUAUUGUGA